CUCUUUACUACUAUCGGCGGAGCCGGUUCUCCAGCAGUUAACUCAAUAGUCGAUGUAGACAACAUGCCUGCUUGCAUAGAUUGCGGGUUUAUCGACCUCAUUGGUCUAUAGACUACAAAAUCGUCCCGAUUACACAAACCAAGCUUCCUUGAACUUGUAUUCUCUGCCGAGAACUGCCUAAGCUGCGAGAUCAUUCUCGAAAGCCUACCAACCCCGCCUGUUGCAGGGCUUCCGCUGCCUACAUUGCUUGCGCCGAGUGCGCCACUACUUGUUGUGACUGUCAACGGGUACAAAUAUGCAAGGACGGUUGUAGACAGUCCUAUAAACAUAGACUCCUUAAUAUUCUACUUCGACGACCUGUGGAAUAUACAAGGACUAGAUAAUGUACAGGGAAAAGCAGACCCUAAUUACUUCCGUAGAUGUCUGGAUGUUUUUUCAGGUGAGUAGUGUCAUAAUUCUAUCAGCUAUCUUUAUUAAAUGCUACUUGCAACUUAGAUAACCCUGCCACCUUCGAUUACAUUGUUGGCCGGCCGGUAAAACCAAUACUAGACCCUGCCGUGGUAUUUGGAUGGUUUGACGAAUGCAAAAAGCAUCCAGAGUGCUCCGAGUAUUCAAACUUAUCUGCAGUCCACAAGAGCGAUUUUCCCUCCCAUCUUAUCGAUGUCAAUCCCAAAGAAGGCCCCAUUCGAUUAGUUCAAUCAAAAAUUAAAGGCACAUGCAAAAAAUACUUGACGCUGAGUCACCGGUGGAAAGAUAACACAGUGAAGACUACGCAGCAGUCCCUAUGUGCACACCAAAAGCGCCUGCCACUCGAAGAACUCGGUCAAUGCUUUAGAGAUGCUAUUAAUAUCACAAAACGACUAGGAUUUCGAUAUAUAUGGAUUCAUGCUCUAUGUAUUGUUCAGGAUGCUCCUCUCGAAAUGCAACGAGAGUGCUCGCACAUGAAGGACAUAUAUCAGAAUUGUACGAUCAUGUUAGCAGCAGACCGUGCCGGACACUCAAACUCUGGGCUUUAUCCGAUCAAGCAAGUUUCCAAGGAGGCAGUACUGCCAUUCCGAGGUCCAAGCGGGGAGCAGAUUUCACAGUUCACAAUAAGCAGUCGUCGGCUUAGCACUUUCGACUCUGAUGUGAUCCAUGGCGUGCUCAGCCCCCGAGGUUGGACACUACAAGAGCGAGUUCUGGCUCCUAGAAUGCUUUAUUUCGGCAAGUCUCAACUGCACUGGGAAUGCCGAACUUCUAUCUGGAAUGAGAGAACAGAUUUCAAGCGCAUCUCUUAUACUUCUCGUAUGUUAGACGAUGCUCGAGAGAUGAUUGCGGCCAUAGGUAGAAAAAAUCAAGGAAUCCCUUCCAGCCGUGAUAUGGUCGGGACGGGCGUUGGGUACACUGAAUAUACCGUCUGGUAUGACCUUGUGUCCGCCUAUAGCUGCCGUAAGCUUACUUUUCCGGAGGACAGGCUGAAGGCCAUUUUGGGCCUCGCCCAGUUGUUUCUGGGAAUUAUUAGCGACGUAUUUGUAUGGGGCUUGUGGAAUAAGGACCUAGCUGCUGGGCUGCUUUGGAGCGUUCACGCAGCCGCGCCUAUAACGAGACUUCAAGCCCCUUCAUGGUCAUGGGCAUCGAUGGACGGGGAACUUACAUUUUAUAUCCCGAGUACAAAAUGGGGCCGUCCGCUUCGCGGGAGCUUGGAAACCACAUGCGACACGAUCUCUCUUACUGAUUCGGAAGGCCCUCAUGGUACAUACCAAAGUGGACGAUUUUCCUGCCGCUGCCCCGUUAUGUUGGUAGCACUUUUAGCUAGCGCCAAGAUCGAAGAGAAUGAAGAAUACCCUUACGACCAUCUAAGACAGGAGCCAAAUGCAGAGGUCCGCGAUGUUGGGAAUAAAGGGUUGGUAAUUGGAACCGCAGCAAUGGACGACGACUCUCUGGUACAAAUGUCAGAUCCGCUACAUCCAUUGAAACUUCAUGCGGCGAUGUUUUACCGCCAACACCCUCUCCUGGCUGACGGCCAAAUAGUAAAUGGCAGAGAGCAAGUCUUACUUUCGUACUGUAUAUUGCUAAAGCCUCUUGUUGAAGAUGGCAUUUUUCAACGGUGUGGGUACGCGGAAAUCCAGUCUAGCGCCUUUUCUAGAGUCGAGACGAGCAGCAUUGGAAUUGUAUAAAGCGCU
This is a messenger RNA of Pseudogymnoascus verrucosus, 2162 nucleotides long. RefSeq lists its product as uncharacterized. Lineage: Eukaryota; Fungi; Ascomycota; Leotiomycetes; Thelebolales; Thelebolaceae. The transcript has a single exon. Bases 921 to 2156 code for a protein of 411 amino acids. The record is from RefSeq and is a predicted model, not a curated record.